This is a messenger RNA of Spirodela intermedia, 1260 nucleotides long. The record is from the annotation of a GenBank genome assembly. Lineage: Eukaryota; Viridiplantae; Streptophyta; Magnoliopsida; Alismatales; Araceae.
AUGGAGGCGACGUUCCUGACGUGGUCUGCGGCGGCGAGCUCUCAGGAGAGAAGGGAGGUCCCCGGGGGAGGCGGCGGGGUCUUCCUCUCCCAGCAGAUGGCGGCGGUGGUGACGGCGGAACCCACCGGCGAGGUGUCGCCGCGCGGAAGGGCGGCGAAGAAGAAGAAGUCGGGAGGGCAGAAGAAGCCGCCGCAGCGAGGGCUCGGGGUGGAGAAGCUCGAGAGGCUUCGCCUGCAGGAGCGAUGGAGGAUGAUGACCGAGAUCGAGCCUCCGCUGGCCGACCAGCAGAUCCAGAGCAGCACGGCCACCACGCCCCCGGGGGGGAUCCACGGAGAUGAUGAUCGACGGCACAUGUUGGCGGCGCAGUGCCAGGCUCCGCACUCCCCCUUCGUCCAGCAAUGCGGAGGCAGCCUCCGGUUCAGCUUCCCGCCCUACGGCGCACAGCACCAGGCGGCCAUCGGCGGCGGCCGGAUGCCCCUCGCGAAGGUGGUGGCGGUGCCAGCGCCGGUGAGCUACGGCGGAGCCCCGGGGGACUCGUGCUUCUUGCAGAGGCACCGCCUGUUGGGGCCCGGCGGGGUAUUUUUCGGGAACCGCGGGGCAUUAUUCGCCUCCGCCAGCUCGUCGGAGAACCACGACGACGGCGCGGGCGAUCGGCUGCGUCCAGCGACGGCGAUGCCUGGCGUCCAGGCCGAUAGACAGUCCUUGGAGCUCCCUUCUUCUAGCCAAAGCUUGCAGCGCUUCGAGCAACACGAUAUCUGCGGCGGAGUAAGGACGCUAGGAUCUUCUUCAACCUUUUUCCAUGAACUGCUCGCUCAUCACCUCUACCUCCUCGCUGACGAAAGAAACGCGUGCAGGAGGAGAAACUCAGGACUAGUGAGAUCAGCGGGGGAUCGGCGGAGGGAAAGGAACCGCGCAACCCUUCCCCGGCGGCGGCAGAUCUGGCGGCGGUCGCAUCCUCAGAGGUAGAAGAGAACGCGGUGCACGGUAGGAUCUCCGACCUCGUUUCCUACAUGCAUCAUAACGCAAUAAUCUGCGCAGGAAAUUGAGGUAAAGGGAGGAUCGACGGAGAUCAAGGUGUACGAGUUCUUCCCAUGCAGCAGCAGCAGCAGCAGCAGCAGCAGCGGCAGUAGCGGCAGGAGCAGGAGGGGCAGCCCGAUCGAACGCCGGACGGCGGACGGUGAACCCCCUUCCUCCAUUUCCGCUCGCAGUAGUAGACAUCACCUACACCUGGAUCUAUCGCUGAAGCUCUCCUCCCAGUGA